UUUGAGUCAAGCAAAUCUCUGAGGAGAUACGAUUGAACUUCCCAUAUCUCUCUGCCUUCCCCGUCAUAAAUGCUGGCUCAGCAUUCGAGGGACGUGACAGCUAAAGCUGGCGCACGUUAUGCAGGAGGGGCGUUAAGCGCCUGCCACGUGUGGGACGCUAGUUGGCGCGUCAGAAACACGCAAUUCUCUCCAGCGAAACGCUCCAGCUUGAAGACUCAGUACGCCGAAUCAACUUCGCAAUACUUUCAGGAUUCACCGGAAACGAUGGCGUAUGAGGGAAGCACCAGUUCGAGCACUGGGGAUGAUGGUGGCGACCUUCCUAUUGCGUCUUCUAGCAGCUCGUCUACUGAAGAGACACCCAGCCGUAAAGAAGGGAUGGGGGAUGUGGUGAGCAGUGUCUCAGAUCGGCUGGUGGUUGGGGAAUGGGAAGGCGUGACAAUCCCGGGCAGGUUGAGUAACCUACGAAAAGCAUCGAAGGACCUGCUCGCUGGAUUCAGGUUCAAGGCUGCACUUCAUCAUGAAGUAGCAGACUGUGCGCCCUCCAUAAGUGGGGCGUGCACAGUGUCGCAAACGGGCUGGAUACCAGUGUACGCGAACCACUUUGAUGCCGGCCUGCGGUUUCCCCUGGCCGGCCUGGUAUUCGAUCUGCUCGCGGAUUACGAGCUGGCGCUGACGCAGCUAACGCCCAACAGCAUAAGGUUCAUCAUAGGCUUUAUGCUGUUGUGCGCGAGAUUGGAGGUACCAGCUAAAGCGAUAGUGUUCAGGUCGCUAUUCCAGUGCCGGUUGUGUCCGAACUCACGAGGAGCGAAGUGGUACUACCUCUCUGGGAGGAAUAAGAGCCAGCUCUUCAAAAAUGUGAGGAACAAGGUGGCGAGGUGGAAGAGACAGUUUAUUUUUGUUCGCGACACACGAGCAGAAAGGAUAAGCAACGACCUCGCUGCCCAGCUGUCUGAGUGGCGCACCCUCAACGCUCAUAUCAACUAUCCUCAGCUAUUGCCCCGGGAUGUCGAUCUGAAGAACCAGCUGCUUAAGUAUGCGCAGAGGGAGGGUCUAAUAGAUCUAGAAGCCCUGGUUACCUCGGAGCAUCUCGCCGUGUUCGGGUUUGUCGAUGUGACAAACCUGUUCAGCGAAGGUAUGUUUUUAUCAUAUAGUACUAGUUCUAGCCGAGCUGAGUCUUAUGCGUUUUUCUGUGCAGGAGACAUGAGCAGCAUCUUGGAACGCCAACGACAGCGAGCCCAAGGCUCACGAGAUCGUGCGUCGGGCAGCGCGCAACCCCGGCAGACAAGGUUUGACGAGCGGCCACCCCCGGCGCCUCAAUCACGCGGCUCGUCACACCGGGGAUCCAACUCAUCGUCAAGGCCACGAGCCGAUCACAGGGUUGAGGCUGCGGCGCCUGGUGCACGCAGACGUGCACACGAGGAGAUAGAGAGCGAGGAGGAUGAGGUCCCCCUUGCUCGGCGCAGAAUAAGCGGGGGGACUCAGCCCGCACAGGCGGCGCGUCCUACAACCGUGCGCUCACCCGCUGUGCCGCCAGCGACUGCGCGGGCUGUAGUAGAGCCCGUCUCUGUCUCAGCUUCAACGUCGGGCCCCAGGAUCGCUUAUCCUGAGGGCUUCACCUAUGUGCGGGCGGAGUGUCAGCCUGCCAUGGUGCAAGCCAUGCACAACUUUGUGCCCCCCGCAGACAGUAAGCGGGCAAAAGCAUUUGUGCAGCAGCAUGGCGAGCAGGUCGCCAUGAUCAAGCUAAUGGAUGUAACAUUCAGCUACGCUGUAGCACUGUACGAGAGCGAGCAGAGGGCUCGUACAAAGAACAGCGAGCUCGGUUCCAAGUGCAAACAGCUGGCUGUAGAAAAGGCUAGCCUUGUGGACAAUGUGAAUCGUCUGCAAGGCUCCGAAAUGGCAAACCGAGCUGCGGCUGCAGAGAGCCGAGCGGAUGAGCUCGCCCAUAGGAUCAACGAGCUCAAGGAGGAGCUAGAGCGAGUCCGUGCCGAAAAAGAAAGCGGGAUUCAAGCGGGAAAGGACAAGGCCGCUCGAGUUGAAGAGCGGGCUAAGAAGGCUGAGGGCGAGAGGGACCGUGCUUAAACCGAGCUGGGUUCCUUAAAGUUCCUUUAAUUG
Messenger RNA from Rubroshorea leprosula, 2112 nucleotides. The record is from the annotation of a GenBank genome assembly. NCBI's taxonomy places the organism in Eukaryota, Viridiplantae, Streptophyta, Magnoliopsida, Malvales, Dipterocarpaceae.